AUGACCGACUCCAUUCCCACAUCCUCCACCGCAAGCACUACUACCCAUCAUACUAUAUCCACAAAUGACAAUCAUUCUCACGCAGAAUUGUCAGCUCCAAAGCAGGGCAAAGCGGAGAGGGGACGCGGCAGAGGCAGAGGUAGGGGAAGGGGAGGCCGCGCGCCACAUACCUCAAGUCCGGAGCAUGAAUACAACAGCAACAACGAGAGCGGGGGAGGACUCUCGACCUCGGUGAGAGAUACAGCGGAAGGGCCAGCACACAACUCCCAAGCUUCGGGCUCAAUACCCACAGGGCCCUCACGAGGCGGUCGGGGACCAGGCAGAGGGGCCAAUGGAAGAGGGAGGGGUAGGGGCGGUAGGGGAAGUGGCAAAGCGUCAUCGAACGAACAGCAGACUGCGGAUCGGGCAGGUAGCAAAGCUGCACCUCGUAACAGUAGAAGGCAGCAAUUUGGUGGCAAGCUGUCCACUCAAGGUGACAACGAAAAGACUUCAAGUAGCAACGGUGGGGCUGCUGCUCCCGUCCCGACUAUGCCAGCUCCCAUAGACUAUUCUGAUCUUCGCUCCCGUCUGGUGGCAGAGCUCACUGCUGGUACCUACGAUUGCUCGAUUUGUUACUCGGGCAUCUCCUACAAGGCCCCCGUCUGGUCAUGCUCUCAGUGUCAUACCGUCUUACACCUCUCGUGCGUCAAGCAGUGGGCAUCUUCCAGUGUAAGAGCAGCAGAGGAGCAGAACGCUAUGCAAGAAGACGCCAGAAUCCGAGAACGAAAGGGGACGUGGAGGUGUCCCGGUUGUCAAUUCGCCAGGGAGGAGGUUCCUACCGUGUACCUCUGCUGGGAUGGACAGACGCAGGACCCCAAGCCCGGCAAGAAAGGACUUGUCCCACCGCACUCGUGCGGGAAGAGCUGUACCAAGGGCAAAUGUCCUCAUGGCUGCUCAGCAGGACAAUGUCAUCCCGGACCCUGCCCGCCCUGCCCUGUCACUCUCCAUCAUCGCUGCUUUUGCGGGGGUCAGGACAUCGCUGUGCGUUGUUCUCAAUUGUCAAAGUCUCAGACGAAGAGGACCUCCACCGCCUCGAGUAUCGGAGCUGAUGGUGGCAUCUCUUGUGGCCAGACUUGCAAGAAAGAGCUCUCAUGCGGACGGCACAAGUGUAAUCUACGUUGCCACCCCGGCAAUUGCGACGCCUGCGACGAGACUGUCACUGCGAAGUGUUACUGUGGCAAGAGCGAGAAAAAGAUGAAGUGUGGCUCGGGAUUCAGGAAAGUCUGCAUGGACGGACAAGACGUGUGGGAAGGGUCUUGGCAGUGCGAAGACCUCUGCGAGCGAGCAUUCGACUGUGGCCACCACACCUGCCAGAAGGCCUGCCACCCGCCAUCUUCGUCACCGCCUCCCUGCCCGUACUCGCCUGCGCUCAUCUCUACGUGUCCAUGUGGCGCGGAAUCUCGAACGGACAGGAAGUCAUGCCAAGACCCCAUUCGGACCUGUCGCAAUACCUGCGGUAAAGCCUAUUCACUCUGUGAUCACAAAUGUCGAUCAACGUGUCAUACGGGGCCAUGCCCUCCUUGCAGGGUACCUGUCAGCGCUCCCUGUCGGUGCGGCGAGUCUCGCCCGACUUUGCCUUGCAAUGAGCGAACAGACGAAACAGCGCAGCAGGAUGUAGUCCUUUGUGACGUCGUCUGCCGAGCUUUGCGGCAUUGCGGACGCCACGAGUGUAAGACUCAAUGCUGCCCUCUGGCAUUCCAGGCCAAGCAGUCUCGCAAGCAAGGCUCGCGAGCUCGAGCGCCGACACAAGCUGAGCUGGAUGAGCAAGACCCUGCAAGGCUUCAUGCUUGCACAAUGCCCUGCAACAAGCCUCUCUCGUGCGGCAAGGAAGGCCAUCAAUGCCCUUUGAAUUGUCACAGAGGGCCUUGCCCACCUUGCCUCCAAGCCUGCUUUGAGGAGGUCAUUUGCCACUGUGGUAGGACCGUCCUCGAGCCACCUGUACCGUGUGGUCAAAGACCCGUCUGUCGCUUCCCAUGCGCCAGACCUCCGCCUCCUUGCGGUCACCCAAAGCUUCCCCACGACUGCCAUGAAGAUGGGCCUUGCCCGCCUUGUGUCUAUCUCACCUCCAAGGCGUGUGAUUGUGGCAAAAACAUAGUGCAGAACAUACCCUGCCACCGCACUCGGGUCUCUUGUGGUUCGGUAUGCGGAGCGCUCAAGCCUUGUGGCUUCCAUCGCUGUACCGCCACCUGUCAUCUCGGCGCUCCCGAGGCCUGUGGAGAGUGCACUGCCACCUGCGGAAAGCCCAAGAGGAGGUGUGGACACCCUUGCAAGGACAGAUGCCACGCUCCUGCUUCUUGCGACGAGAGCAAGCCCUGCGAAGAAGUCAUUACCGUCUCCUGCCCCUGCGGACAUCUCAAGCAGAAGACUCGAUGUGGUGCCAGCACUGGUACAGGAGAUGCCGCGGAUCGUCAGCUCAAAUGCAACGAGGCAUGUACAGUGGCGCAGCGGAAUGCCAAGCUGGCUGAGGCAUUGGGUCUCGAUGUAGGGGAGAAGACCGCUCCUCCCGCUUACGAUGCUGAGCUCCUCGCAUUCUACGGGCAGGAUCGUCGCUUUGCCGCGGAGAUGGAGCAUACAUUAGCCGAGUUCAUCCGCUCUCCUCGGCACUCUGUUAUCUUGCCCUCUGCCUCACGGACUCAACGCAUGUUCACUCAUGAAUUGGCAGCUGCGUAUGGUCUCGCGACGGAGAGUCUCGAUCUGGAGCCAAAGAGGAGUGUGCAGAUUAGGAGGACACAAGAAGCCAAGGUGCCCCGCAUGCCUCCCAGUGAAGUCUGGGACAAGGCAAAGCGGGAUGUAGAAUCAGGUCUGGGUAGCAGCUCGACUUCGUCCGGGGGCAACGGUCUUCGACUGACUUCGAUGAGGAGCGGGAAUGCGACGCCCCCCUCGGCUUUCAACGCUCUUCUCUUAGACGGCGUGUUCGGCGUGGACGAGGACGCUUUGAGAAGCCUGUUGACCUCAGCGCCCUCGCCCGCGCCUCUUGGGUCAGCUCCUCUGCGUCUCAUCCCCUUCAGCAUCAAGUGGGUGGGAGAGGAAACGGUCCUUCUCACGCCAAAGGACGCGAAUGUGCCUCCCGCUAGGCUCCUGGCAACCAGACCGGACGUGACGCGAGUGCUGAAGAUGAACCAAGCGGUGCAGAGCGUUGUACCAUGCUGCUAUGAUGCCGGAAGCAAUCGAGUUGUACGUAGAGAGGAUCGACCUGGUGGGUCAGUCCUCUCAUCUGCGUCGGCCGCUGCAGGUGGAAGUGCUAACAAGCUGUCGGGGUGGGCGGCAGUAGCCAGCUCCUUGCCUGCCACUCCGAGCACUUCCUCUACGCAUCUUCCUGCGAGGACAAAUCCAUGGGGCUCAACUCCCAUCAUGAGCAGGACCAAUUCCUCCAGCGGUACUGCCAGGUCUGGCACACCUGCGAACGCGCCUACAUCCUCUUCCACGAACAGCUCAGCCCUUUCGGCGAGCAAUUGGAGGUCAGCCGGAAGCGGGACACCUGGGCUAUCUGCACUGUCGAGCAGGGGAGGCUAUCAGCCGCCUCACCGUCAGCAGCAGAUGGCCGCUCAGUUGCGGAGGGAAGACACGCCGGAGGAGUGGGACGCCUGA
Messenger RNA from Microstroma glucosiphilum, 3627 nucleotides. RefSeq lists its product as hypothetical. The transcript is spliced from 2 exons. Gene Ontology annotation, biological process: negative regulation of transcription by RNA polymerase II. Gene Ontology annotation, cellular component: nucleus. Lineage: Eukaryota; Fungi; Basidiomycota; Exobasidiomycetes; Microstromatales; Microstromataceae. Gene Ontology annotation, molecular function: DNA-binding transcription factor activity, RNA polymerase II-specific; zinc ion binding; RNA polymerase II transcription regulatory region sequence-specific DNA binding. The record is from RefSeq and is a predicted model, not a curated record. The coding region runs from base 1 to 3627 and encodes 1208 amino acids.